Neomonachus schauinslandi (Hawaiian monk seal) is the source of this 357-nucleotide messenger RNA. RefSeq names its product spermatid nuclear transition protein 4-like. The record is from RefSeq and is a predicted model, not a curated record. Lineage: Eukaryota; Metazoa; Chordata; Mammalia; Carnivora; Phocidae. The transcript is spliced from 2 exons. Bases 1 to 357 code for a protein of 118 amino acids.
AUGGCUAAGGUGACCAGGAAAACACAAACUCCGCCAGCUUCUAACGCAGUUACACCACAACCUACCUCAAGCACCAAGGGGAGAAAACACGCGAAGACAUCCUGUCAACCCAGGUCCAGAGACAGUGGCAAGGUGACCAAAACAACCAUGAGGGUGAAAAAACACCCUCGAAGGAACUUGACAAAAAAGGCCUCUCCCAAAACUUCCACCCCUUCAAGGAAAGAUAAAUCGAGAGAGUCAAAACACUUCGGCCACUACCGUAGACUGAAUCAAGUGCUGAAUCAAAAUGAGCCAGGGUGUGACCAAGAGACGGUGGAGAAACCCACCACUUCUCGUGCCUACCCGGGCAGUCAGUAA